This is a messenger RNA of Didymella exigua CBS 183.55, 1122 nucleotides long. RefSeq names its product membrane zinc transporter. The record is from RefSeq and is a predicted model, not a curated record. The transcript has 2 exons. Gene Ontology annotation, molecular function: low-affinity zinc ion transmembrane transporter activity. Gene Ontology annotation, cellular component: plasma membrane. Gene Ontology annotation, biological process: zinc ion import across plasma membrane. Bases 1 to 1122 code for a protein of 373 amino acids. Lineage: Eukaryota; Fungi; Ascomycota; Dothideomycetes; Pleosporales; Didymellaceae.
AUGGACGCUGCAGCUAUGGAACUUGCACGGCUCGUGCUACGACAGGAUGCUGGCUCUGAUUCAGAGGCAACACCUGCCUGCGCAAGCUCCAACGACUACGACGGCCGCAUGGGUGUGCGCAUCUCGUCAAUCUUCGUUAUCCUCGUGGGCUCACUAUGGGGCGCCAUCUUCCCCACAUUUGCCAAACGUGCGAGGACAAAGCUCGUACCUGCCUGGACCUUCUUCGUGGCCAAGUACUUCGGAUCCGGUGUCAUCAUUACGACAGCUUUCAUCCAUCUUCUUGCACCUGCCAACGAGGCUCUCGGCAACCCUUGUCUUGUCGGUCAAACGAUUUCCUCAGACACUUACCCAUGGCCCGAGGCGAUCGCUCUCAUGACCGCCUUCGUCAUGUUCUUCCUGGAGCUAAUGACCAUGCGCUACGCUAAGUUCGGAGACCAUGACCACGGCGACAGCCACUCUCACAGUCACGGCGACGAGCACAGUUUGGAGGACAAGCGCGCCACUCCUGAAGAAACGAUAUCCCAGCCUUCCCAUGUCCGCGGUGAGGAUCACCUUGGCCACCAACGCGACCACACGGACAACUCAGCUCUUAGCCCAAAUUGGGAAGCCCAGGGCAUCAUCCCUGAGACCUACGCCGCGCAGCUCACCGCUGUUUUCAUUCUCGAGUUCGGCGUCAUCUUCCACUCCAUCUUCGUUGGUCUCACCCUUGCGGUCGCCGGUGACGAGUUCAUCACGCUAUACAUUGUGCUCGUCUUCCACCAGACGUUUGAAGGACUCGGUCUGGGCGCGCGUCUCGCCGAGGUGCCGUGGCCGCGGAGCAAGCGCUGGACACCGUACCUGCUAGGUCUCGGGUACGGCGUCUCAACACCCAUUGCUAUUGCUAUUGGCCUCGGUGUGCGAACCACGUUUGCGCCAGAGUCGCAGACCACGCUGAUCGUGAACGGCAUCUUCGACUCGAUCAGUGCGGGAAUUCUCAUUUACACUGGUCUGGUUGAAUUGAUGGCGCAUGAGUUCAUGUUCAGCCCGUACAUGCAGAAGGGACCUGUUAGCCGAACACUGUAUGCUUUUGGCUUGAUGGUUCUCGGUGCUGGCUUGAUGGCUCUGCUUGGGUUCUGGGCUUAG